Molecule: messenger RNA, 1017 nt
Organism: Capsella rubella
Lineage: Eukaryota; Viridiplantae; Streptophyta; Magnoliopsida; Brassicales; Brassicaceae
Exons: 2
Coding region: 1-1017 (338 amino acids)
Source: RefSeq, a predicted model, not a curated record
AUGGAUACAGAAAUUGGAAACAAAGAAGAACAGUGGAAGAAUUCGGUUUCUUCCUUUUCAUCAUCACGAUCAUCAUCGAUAACAUCUGAUUCUUCAGAUGGACACUUUGAUAUCCGACACUUUCCUCUUCCCAAGCCAUCGCUGUCGGCACAGAAACUGAGAGAGUCACAUCAGGCUUAUGAUCCAAACCGUAUUCCAUCUUCGGUUUUCUCUAGCAAACCGGGUAAUUCGGCGGAUUGGAGCAUAGCUUCUAACGAAUCCUUGUUUAGCAUCCACGAUGGGAGUUUUAACAUUUCGACAAGGGAAGAUCAUGGAUUUGCUGCACCCUUGAGGUUGGCUGAGAUACCGAGACUCGAAGAACCAGCUCACGAAAUCGACCCGGUUCCUAUUCCGCUUGCUCUUCCUCCGGUUAAGAAACCAGAUGAAUCUGUGAAAGAGAUUAUUGCAGAGGAGGAACAAUACCAGGUGGAGACCUCAGACUCUGAGGUCGAUGAUAGCGAAAUAGAAGAGAGGAGGGGUGAAGUCGAGAGCGAUGAUGAACACGAAGAAGAAGAAGAAGAAAUGAUAGAAGCAGAGGUUUUGGUGGAAACUGAAACCAAAAUUCUAGAAAAGAAGGAAGUAGUACAAGUUGCGAAGGAGAAUCAACCAGAAGACUCCAACAGUAUAGUUUCACAUUCCCCGAGCAUUUCUUGUCGUUCGGACACCAGCACCAACAGCAUUGGCUCUUUCGCAUUCCCACUACUGCAAAAAGAAGAUGUACUUAUCAAAACGCCAUCUAUGGAAAUCAGAGGGUAUCAGCUGACUCAGUCGCCGGUGCUACCUCCCCAACCACAGCCCCAGCCGCAGCCUUAUUCAGAAUCUGGUACGCUAACUGAGUUGCAGCCGGAAUCACAACAACAACAACCACAACGGAAGGCAUCCAAAAAAAUGGAGUCUCGAACGCAAUCGCUAAAAGCUUCGAGAAUCGGUUGGUUCUCUUGCUUCCAUUGUCCUUCAAAAUGCGGUUUAUUUAAGUAG